CCAUUACACACACAUGGAUGCUAACCACGACAAGGUUGUGGAGAGCGGCAGCCGCGGGGGCCGGGGACCGGUGCGGACGAUCUGCGUCUUCUGCGGCAGCAGGCGGGGAAACCGGCCGUCCUUCAGCGCUGCCGCUCUCGACCUCGGAAAGCAGCUGGUCGAGAGGGAGCUCGAUCUGGUCUACGGCGGCGGCAGCGGCGGCCUGAUGGGCCUCGUCUCCAAGACCGUCCACGACGGCGGCCGCCACGUCCUCGGGGUCAUCCCUAGUGCUCUCCUACCUGAAGAGGUGUCAGGGGAGACGUUGGGAGAGGCGAAAGUGGUCAGGGACAUGCAUGAGCGCAAGUCAGAAAUGGCGAAACACGCCGACGCUUUCAUCGCCCUGCCAGGUGGUUACGGGACAAUCGAAGAACUGUUGGAGAUCAUAGCGUGGGCGCAGCUGGGGAUCCACAACAAACCGGUGGGGCUGCUCAAUGUGGACGGCUACUACAACAACUUACUCUCGCUGUUCGACAAGGGCGUCGAGGAAGGGUUCAUCGACGCCGCGGCGCGGAACAUCUUCGUCCUCGCCGACAACGCCGGCGAACUACUGACCAAGCUGACGGAGGCGGCGGCAGCGGCAGCGGCGGCGGUUGAGGGCGGCGACGGGGAUCAGGUCGACGGCGAGGCCACGGCCGCGGCGGCUGGCUUGAAGAGGAAAAGAAGCUAGCUAUAGCCGUGUGAGCAUUGGCCGGCCGUCGUUCUAAGUGUGACUCAAUUUCCUCCGGAUCGAUCCUUUGUUGCUUUUCGUUGGAUCGAAUCAUCGAAGUGUGUUUAAUUCGAUUCUAAGUGUUGAUGUAAUAUCGGACCUGCCGAACUGGAACCAGGCUUUAUUUCAUUUCAUUUGCUAACCUCUUGGCGAGCAAUAUGCAUGCCGUGCUUAAAAUGUAGCACGACAAGCUUCUAUAUAUGUAUGCUCGGUAUAAGCACUCGUAAGCAUAUGUAAAUCAAGUUUACAACUUUAUGUUUCUCUACAA
Molecule: messenger RNA, 1013 nt
Organism: Oryza sativa Japonica Group (Japanese rice)
Lineage: Eukaryota; Viridiplantae; Streptophyta; Magnoliopsida; Poales; Poaceae
Source: RefSeq, a predicted model, not a curated record